Messenger RNA from Magnolia sinica, 1502 nucleotides. RefSeq names its product agmatine coumaroyltransferase-2-like. The transcript has 2 exons. The coding region runs from base 166 to 1500 and encodes 444 amino acids. Lineage: Eukaryota; Viridiplantae; Streptophyta; Magnoliopsida; Magnoliales; Magnoliaceae. The record is from RefSeq and is a predicted model, not a curated record. Gene Ontology annotation, molecular function: acyltransferase activity, transferring groups other than amino-acyl groups.
CUUUCAAACCGUAUAUUUCUUUUUAUGAGACAGCGUCCAACACAAACCUCGUUUCUCCUUCAUCGGCGGCUCAACAUUCAGUAUUUAAGGAGCCAUGCUUAUGUUCUGAUCAUUUCAAACCGUUGGCCACUGUCCAAUCUCCUCUUAGAACAAUAAAUCAUAGCCAUGAAGGUGUGUAGGCAAAGCACGAAGAUUGUAAAGCCAUGUUACGAAGGCAAUCCUCCUCCGGCGACUAGUCAGCACAUUUGUCUCAGUGUCUUUGAUACUGUAACAUUUGACACCCAUAUCGCUGUUAUCUACGUGUUCAAGCCUCCAACACCUCCAAAUGCAACGGUGGAACAAGGGCUUCGGACGGUGCUAGCAGAGUACAGAGAAUGGGCGGGCAGGUUUGCUAGAGAUGAUGAAGGCCGCCGGGUCAUUUUACUCAACGAUGAAGGCGUAAGGUUGGUUGAGGCAACAAUUGAUUGCACUCUUGCUGAGGCCAUGCCGUUUAAGCCAUCUUCCUCAUUGUUGAACCUUCAUCCAAAUCUAAAGGGAGUGGAGGAAUUGAUGCAAGUUCAGCUCACAAGGUUCACUUGCGGCUCCAUGGUGUUAGGGUUCACGUCCCACCACAUGGUUGCCGAUGGACACUCGACUAGCAACUUCUUGAUCGCUUGGGGCCAGCGGACGCGAGGACUAGAGAUGGAACCACUUCCACUGCAUGAUCGUGCUAUCUUUGCCCCUCGAGAUCCACCCAGGUUCGAAUUCGAGCACAGAGGGGUCGAAUUCACUACUAAUAGACUUGAAGAAGAUGAGCUUCGGCUUCCCCUCUUCGAGCCUUUGUUAGCAGGCGGCAAUGACGACAACAUUAUCGUGCACAAGGCUCACUUCACGCUGGAGUUCCUGUCCAAGCUUAAGGUGAAAGCUUCCUCAGCCCGCGGGACUGACAAGCCAUACACCACGUUUGAGAGCCUGGUUGCUCAUCUGUGGAGAACUAUAACAAAGGCCCGCAGGCUCAACGGUUUUGAAACGACCCACGUAAGGAUUUCUGUGAAUGGGCGAUCAAGAUUAAGACCCCGCGUUCCCAAUGAGUACUUUGGGAAUCUGGUGCUGUGGGCGUUCCCGCAAGCUAGGGUGAAAGAGCUCUUGCAAGAGCCAUUGCACCAUGCAGCCAAGCUCAUACAUGAUUCGAUCACAAACGUUAAUGAUAGCUAUUUCAAGUCGUUCAUCGACUUUGCAAGUUCGAAAGAGGAGGACAUGAAAGAUCUUGUGCCAACAGCCAACAUGAGCAAGUCAGUUCUGUGUCCCAACAUAGAGGUUGAUAGUUGGUUGAGGUUUCCAUUCUAUGACCUUGAUUUUGGAGGGGGAAGUCCUUACGUUUUCAUGCCUUCUUACUUCCCUGUGGAGGGAAUGUUGUUUCUUCUCCCUUCCUUUAUAGGAGAUGGGAGCAUAGAUGCCAUUGUGCCCUUGUUCGAGCAUAGCUUGGUUAGCUUCAAGAAGGCUUGCUAUUGUCUAGACUAGAA